AAUGCGCGAAAAUGGCGGAAUCUCAAUUUGAUGCAAACAAAUCUAAUGCAAAUUUGCCUCAAAAUUGGGCAGAAUCCGAAAUAAUUGAAGCGGAUCUCGUUGAAAGUGAAAAUAUCAACGACCAUGAACAUGCAAAAUUUGCUGCUCGACGCCCAAUAUGGACAAGAGAAAGCACUCACUGGCUCAUGGAGGAAAUGCUGCAGUUUGAGACCCGAGAAGACAAGCACCAGAUUAAGAAGAGGGCUGUGUAUGAAGAACUGGCCUGCAAGUUCUCUGAAGCCAAUUUCCACAUCUCGUGGGAAGCAGUGCAGAAAAAAUGGCAAAACCUUAUGUCAACUUACUGGCGAAACCUCAAGAAACCCAAGAAGGAUCCCCAGUGGGAAUAUUUCAAGGAAAUGGAUGUAAUUCUACGCAACACAUCUGUGUGGGUUGGACUCAAUGGCUGCAAGGAUCCUAAACAAAGGAAUUCUCUGCACUACAACGACCAGACUGAGGAUCGCUUAUGGAACAAUGAGAGAAUCAUUUUCUUGCUGGACGAGAUGAGGCAGCUGUGCAAAGAUGGUGACGCUAGGGGCCGCCGUAGUGUCUUCCAUAGAAUAUCUACGAACUUUCAGAGAAUUGGCGUGGACUUUAACUGGAAAGUUAUUCAGAAGAAAUGGCACAACCUCAUGACGACCUACAAGAGGAAUCUCUCCAAACCAAGGAACGAAGUAGCGUGGGAGCUUUUUGAUAUGAUUGACAACAUCCUGAACAAAACAAGCUCACAGCAACCAGUGAACUGUGAUGAGACGAGCCAUCUCUCUAUGUCACCUCCUCAUCAGACCACAGAAGACAAGGCUACUGAGGACGACGACCUCUGGACUCACGACAACACCUUGUGGCUCCUGGAGGAAAUGAUGGCUGUCAAGGAGCGUCGAGAUAAGCAUCUGCUGAAGAACCGCGUCGUAUUCAGGGAAAUUGCGGAUACUUUUAAUGAGGAAAACUUUAUGGUGGACUGGAAGAAAGUGCUGAGGAAAUGGCAGACCAUGUAUGUUGUCUACUCGAAGAUCUAUCGCGGCAUCAUGCAACCCACGCAGUGGCAGUAUUUCGAGAGGAUGCAUGAUAUCGUAGGCGAUACAGACAUGUACGUAGGCAUCGGCAACGUCACGAGCAGCGAUAAUAAUUCCAUGAACUCGAAGAACGAGCGCGAGGAUCCCUUACUUCCCACCGAGACUGUGUAUCACUACAUCAAUCCUGAUGACAACUCCCAAUUCAUCAUGACUUGCAGUGAAGCUCUUAACAGCAGUGACAACAACGUUCAGUUUACCUGUAAACCUCUCGUAGACUCACGACUCGCCUUCGACGAACGUGAACAAUUCGUAGAACUUAGUCCUGAAUUCGUGACUACGGAUUAUGUUGCAGUUCCUCAGGGAACGGUGUCUCCUGUGAGUGCUGUUGAUCACAAGCCAGAGUUGACGGUCGAGUUCACUGCUGUUGAAGACGAUGGCGAACUUUGUUCAAUCGGUCUUGUGGGAUCAAAACCUAUUAUAAAUAAUUCUCUUGUUAAAGGUAGAUCAAUAAAAAGACCAAGAUACCAGUUGAAGAACGGUGACAAUAGCUCCAAUAAUUUGUCUGUUAACAGACGAGAUAUACUGACACCUGCUCUGAAUGGUACGAACAAUAAAGAGGAUAGUCCUCGUCAGAAACGGAAAAGUAUUGACUCUGAAAUUAAUAACGAAACGCAUUUGAUCGGCUCAGAUGAUGAUAUAGUGCAGCAAACAGUGGUUUUAGAGGACGGAGUGGUGUUUGAAGAACACCUCGAUCUUGAAAACGGAGAAUGCGUCCCUAAAGAAGAGCAAAUCGAAGUGAACGAGAUGGAAUUCAUUGAAGUGGAGUGCGACGGUGCCGUGAGCAACAGCGUUGACGAGGAAGGAGAGGAUCCUGACAAUUUGGUCGUGGAAAUUGAAACUGCUUUUGAAAUUUCGGAAAUGCCUGAAGGUGAAGACUCGGCCAAUAGUUUUGGUGGGGAUGGCGAAGUCCACUUUUCACAAGUAUGGGAAGAAAGCUAACAAUUAUUUUUCGCCUUAUAGUGCUCUCUUUUGGUUAUAUACCGGUAUGUUUAAAAGUUAAAUAUAUUUGCACUUCAAAUUUGUUGUUCUGAAAUGAAUAUACAUUUCUGUUUAUUGAAGGUUGUUUCUCUGGAUUUUUCUUCGAUUGUGCGUUAAUUUUUUCUGGCCAACAGCCGAUUAUUUGUCGUAUAUAUCUGUUCUGUGAGCAUACAAAUGAAAUGACAACUGUGCCUGUCAAAUUUGGUCAGAAGACUUCAUAAUUGUUGAAUGGAGACUAUGAUAGUACAAUAGGUUGGUGUUAUUUAUGUUGCACCCGUGUUAAUUAAGAGCUUAUAUUGUAUCAAAAUGUAUUUAAUUUAUUUUUUUAUGGAUCUAAUUCCGUAUAUACAUAUAAUUACUGUUGUUAUUGUACUGAAUUUAGGA
Molecule: messenger RNA, 2471 nt
Organism: Hyalella azteca
Lineage: Eukaryota; Metazoa; Arthropoda; Malacostraca; Amphipoda; Hyalellidae
Exons: 9
Coding region: 12-2048 (678 amino acids)
Source: RefSeq, a predicted model, not a curated record